AUGAAGGAAAUUACUCUUCCGUUAGAUGUUCAUUACAUUGAUCAACUUGUUGAAAUGUCGAGAUCAAAUGAUAUUGACCAAAUUAAUACAUCACAAAGAAUUCUUUCUAAGUUUGCUUCAAAUAAACAUUCAAUACAAUCAGUUAAUGAUAUAAUAAGUCAAUCGUCAUCAGAUUUGACACACCUUUUUGCACUUAAUAUCUUUGAAUCAACAAUUAAAUCUCCAGAAUACAUGUAUUAUCCAGAAGAACUUAAACAGAAAAUACAUUUAUCAAUUAAACAUUGGCACUCAUUAAUUGGAGUACAAACUAAUCCAUUGUUAUAUAAUAAAUUAAUUAAUCUCUAUGUCUCAUCUUCUAUAGUGUUAGAGGAUAAGUCUUCUAUAAAAACACUACUUCAAUAUGAUGAGUCUAUUGCAUUCAUAAAACUAAAGACUAUUAUUGAAUUCUUUGAUCAAUCAAUUAAUUUUUCAAACUCUGAUGCGUUGUUAUGUGUUCAGUACUCUGUAAGUCAUUUGUCUGAUUUAACUUUACUUGCUCUUAAAACAAUAGAAAAAACAAUUUCAUUUGUUAAUCCACAAACUAGUGGAGUUGUUGCAAUGAAUUGUUUAAAUUAUAUUCAACAAUACCAAGAAGAAUUAUUAGUAAUAUUAGCAGAAACAUUUCACAAUAUCAUUCAAAGUAACCCACAAUCUAAAGUUGAUAUUUUAAAUCAAUUUAUUAAUAAAAUUACAUUUUCUCUUAAACCAUCUAAUGAAUUAGCAUUAUGUCUUAAUGAAAUUCUUCCUGAAACAGAUCCACCUUCACAACUUUUUGAGCUAAUGAUGAAGUGUUCAUCAAGUAAAUAUUGUAUGAAAUAUUUGAGAAGAUAUUGUAAAGCCACUCCAAUGACUAUUCACUCUUAUCAUAUUCGUAUUCUCGAGAUUAUAUUAAAUGAAAUUCCUCAACCCCCAAACACAUUAUUUAUUAAUAAAGACGAUGGGUUUAUUGAAAACGUUGAAGCUGGUGGAGUUGACUAUGACCAGUUCAUUCGUACAUUAGUUGUACUAUGUGAAUCAGGAAUUACUGAAGAAUUAAUAGACCACCUAAUAUCAUCAUCUACUGCAGAUGGGUUAGAUGAAUUAAAAUUAAUCAAAACAAUUUGGGCAAUUAUUGGUAUUUCAGGAAAAGUUGUUUAUAAGACUGAAUCUAUUAUUUUUACACGGUCGUUGACGUUUUUAUUAACUCUUUUUGGAGAACAAACAGAAUCAAAUACACAAGAAUUAAUUGCACAACUAGUAAUGGCUUUAAUUUCAAAAUUUCCUCGAUUUCUUUGUCAUAAAAGUGAAAUUUUAGGAGUUGUUCUUCAUAAGAUAUUUGAAUUUGUAAAUGACCCACGGUUUGUUAUUGAACGUACUGCUGUUGGUACAUUAGUAAAAGUCUGUUAUUCAUGUUCAGAAGCAAUUAUAAAUAAUAUUAAAUGUAUUGAUGAAAUUUAUAAAGGAUGUACGUCAGGAGAAAAAUUACCAAACACUUUAAGAGGAGGAUUUUAUGAUGCACUUGGAGUUGUUUCACAGUCAUUUUCUCAAACAGAACAAAUGUAUUAUGAUUAUGUUGGAAUGAUUAUUGAAAAUAGUUUUGUUAAAUUUAAAGAAUCAAUCCCUUAUUUUAAUAAUGGAGUAACUCCAUAUGCAAUUCAAAUGAUUCUUCCUCAUUUAAUUUCAUUAACACAUUUUCUUGCUCAAUGUAAAAAUAUUGCAUUUCCAUUAUUUCCUCAAAUAGUAUUGUUAAUGAGAGAAUUAUAUUUAUUGAUUAUUAAAAGUGCUUCUGAAGAUACACAAAUUAUUGACUUAUGUAAACCAGCAUUAUCUCUUUUAUUAACGUUCUUUAGUAAGAAGGUUAUAUCAAAUGAUAUUAGAGUUAUCCUUAUUGAAGUAAUUUUCCCUUCAACAACAAAGAUUCCAGUAACACUAAUAACACCAAGUCUUCUUGAAUGUUGUUGUCAAUUGAUUGAGCUUAGAAAUAGUAAAAUUAUUAUUGAAACUAUCUUUAAAUAUGUUAUCGUUCCAAUUACUCUAAGCUCUUCAAUAGAACUUCAUGACUGUGUUUUUAGUUUCAUAAAGAAAGAAUUUAAUUCAUGUUCAGAUCACAUUGAUAUUAUUAAAGAUACUUUACUUAAUGCUGUUGUCCCUGUGUUAUUAGAAGGUCUUAAAAGAGAUAGUGAAGUAGCAUCUUUUGGAUUAGAGUCAAUAGCUUGCUGUAUUCCGCUUGGUGUAGAUACUAUAGAAUUUGUUUUUAAUUUAGUACUGAAAGGAAAAUCAUACAUUUCUUUAUUAAAGGUAUUGUUAAAUGGAAUUACUACUCCAGAGCAAUUAAUUCAACUCUCUUCUAAACUCUCAAAUUCUCUUCAUAUUCCUGUUGACAAAGCCACUGAACUAGUUCAAACAUUUCAUUCUCAUUCAAGAAACGCUUUAAUUCCUUUCACACAGACUGUUAUUUCUUUUCAAGUUGCUUAA
Messenger RNA from Entamoeba dispar SAW760, 2493 nucleotides. RefSeq lists its product as uncharacterized. The coding region runs from base 1 to 2493 and encodes 830 amino acids. The record is from RefSeq and is a predicted model, not a curated record. Lineage: Eukaryota; Evosea; Mastigamoebida; Endamoebidae. The transcript has a single exon. Gene Ontology annotation, biological process: protein export from nucleus; ribosomal large subunit export from nucleus; ribosomal small subunit export from nucleus. Gene Ontology annotation, cellular component: nucleus; cytoplasm. Gene Ontology annotation, molecular function: nuclear export signal receptor activity.